Molecule: messenger RNA, 1941 nt
Organism: Durusdinium trenchii
Lineage: Eukaryota; Dinophyceae; Suessiales; Symbiodiniaceae
Source: the annotation of a GenBank genome assembly
GUCCAGCGAGCUGUGAAUACAUCUUUGCUUUGCAAGGAGGCAGGAUGCACGGCCAGCUCGAAGUUGACGGUGUUUGACCCAAAGAAGGAAGAAACACAGCGCUGCAGGUUGAGCAUCCACGUUCACCCCACUGACUAUGACAAUCAGUGGGGUCAGGAGUUUAUCAAGCUUUGGAAGGUCAAUGAUCACAUGGCCACAGCCAUGUGCCUUCCCAAUGCCUUGGGCUGCAAUGCAUCGGCCUGGAGGCCCUUGAUCCCUUGCUUGCAGGACUUGAGCGUGGAUCAUUUGCUGGCGGAAAGCGGCGGAUCUUUGUCCAUCCAAGGCUCGAUUAACAAGCUGGUGGAUGAGUGCCCCUACCAGGGCUACUUGUUGAAUGCCGUGGCCGCGGUCACCUGCAUGGCAAGACCCAAGCAGCAUGCUGUUCCAAUUGAUGCGCCCUUAGCCCAGUUCGGUGGCGCCGCCCUGGGCGCCCGCGUCCAGGGCCCGGCCGGCGCCGCCACCUUGGGCGCCGGACCCGGCGGACCGGGCGGACCCGGCGCCGGGGGCACCGGUGGGGGCGGAGCACUCACCGGGCGGCUGGGACCCUUCGGCUACAUCUACAGCGCGCUGGGCUAUGCACCUGGACUGGUGCCGGGCAGUAGGUCUGGUGCACCGGGCGCAGUGAAUGCAACAGAACUGAAGAUGCUGAUGCGAGAUAGGCUGGACCCUGGGAUGUCCUUCAGUGUCGACAGCACGCUCCGGUGUUGUGCUCCUGGCUGCGCCACGCGUGGAAUCAUUGAAGUGGACCCGGUGCUCCUUCGUGCCGGUGCGACGUGUCUUUUGAACUUCUCAGUCGUGCAGACUGACUACGAUGAAGCUGUGGGAAACGAUAUCGAGCGAAUAGAGUUCAUCGCGGUGUCCGGCUUGGGGAAUGUGAGCAAGAACAUCAAACCGGGCAGGAAUCCUUGCACUGAAGAGUACAGCACCGGUGUUGCUAUCCCAGACAAGGACAAGGUCAAGACCAUUGUGUCGAACCAAAACGUCACUGCGCAGCUGUGGAGUCAACCAUUGGGACAGCUGAUCAUCGACAGCAAGAUCUCCGAGCAGGUGGAUGAUUGUGCCUAUGAAGACGCCUUCUUCCACGGUGUGGCAGUUGUCACUUGCACCCUCCCCACGGAUGCACCUGCAGAUGAUGCAGAGACCAGCUCCUCCGCCAAGGCAGCCAAAGUGGCCAAGGUCAAGGACACCGGAGAGACCGAGGAGGCGAAAGCGGAGUGGGUCCAGAGGGAGGUCGUGCAGGUGGAGCCCAGUGAGCAGGGCGAAUCUGACGAAGCUCGUGAAGCUGAAGUUGAGAACAUCGUCAAGUCUCCUGAAGCUGUUGAGGAGCAGGUGGAACCUGAUCCCCCACGAAGUGUCAGAAGUCCAGGAGGCUCAGACAGCGCCAGCAGCACUAGUCGCUGGCGCAUUGACCUCUUGGAGCAGGCCAAACGCCGUGAUGAGCCGUAUCAGGGCCUCCUAGCACUCUACGACCAGUACAGCAAGUGCCACCGCAGAUUGGAGGCCAUGGAUCUGAAGAGUGGGAGUAGCUGCAGCGUGCGGCUUGGACAACAACCUGCAGAGGCCGAAAAGAAGGAAGCCGACCCAGAGAUGCUCCAACAGAUGCGGCAGAAGGAUGCGGAGGUGCAAGCGUUGCAAAGGCAAAACCACGAGCUGCAGGACGAGCUGCAUGAGAAGGAGGUAGCUCAUGCCGAAAUCUGCAGAGAAGCAACGAGAUUGUCUCAGGAAAAUGGGAAGCUGAAGAACGAAUUGGAGCAACUCCGAGAUCAGCUUCGACAACUUGAGCAGGCGCCUCGGUCUCCAGUCGCAUCCGGUCCGGUCUCCAGUUCACGAAGGGGGGUUGGACCUGGCGGCAUAUGCCGCGGAUUAGGACGAAGAUUGCGAUCUCAAAUGGCAAGAGCUUGA